AUGGUCUACUUCUGCUCCUACUCCUUGUGGCCUGGUAUUGAUCAAUUUGGCCGGCUAUGGAAACGGGACAGGAAUCAUGUUGAUGUCUUUGAUUUGGCUAGACAACGUAUCCAGGCCUUGGUACACCGACCUUCAUCUAAAGAGAGAGAUUUUGUUAAUUUACAAAAUAUUAGAGAUUUCAAUGACCUGAAAUACAGAGAUUCAGCAACACGUGCUGAAAUAAGACAAGUGUACCCAGAUCCGCCAAAUGAUAGUAAUACGUUGGAGAUUCAACAGGAGGCAUUAUUAAGAGAACAGAAAAAAAAACUGGACACAAUGAAGAGGAAAGAAACAGUUGCUCGUAUGAAUCCACACGAUAUUGGACCGGAUUCACAUGAUGAUUUGAUGAAGAACUCAUUGCUUGAAUCCGAAAGUGCCUUUAUAGGAAGCCAUGGAGAAACUUUCCCUUUUCCAGUGGGUGUUGGGACAACAACAUCUGAACUACCUCCGCGAGAGAGACGUCGCCAAAAUAAUAGUAGACUAGACCUUGAUUCUGUCAUACAACCAGUACCACAACCAGACACCAUCUCUCUACGUUCUGCAUCCAGUUUUAACGUAGAUCAAGUAAGAGCCAGGAAUGAACAGCGUAUGAAACGUUUGGAUGAUAUUCAGCGUUCAGGUAUACUAUUUCCCUAUUUUAAAAAAAUGGAAUCAUACUUAACGUUUUCUCUCAAAAUUAAUUAAAAUCAGGAAUUAAAA
Messenger RNA from Rhincodon typus (whale shark), 738 nucleotides. Its product is annotated as centrosome and spindle pole associated protein 1-like. Gene Ontology annotation, biological process: positive regulation of cytokinesis. Lineage: Eukaryota; Metazoa; Chordata; Chondrichthyes; Orectolobiformes; Rhincodontidae. Bases 1 to 723 code for a protein of 240 amino acids. Gene Ontology annotation, cellular component: spindle pole; centrosome; microtubule. The transcript has 7 exons. The record is from RefSeq and is a predicted model, not a curated record.